This is a messenger RNA of Oncorhynchus nerka (sockeye salmon), 2854 nucleotides long. RefSeq names its product serine/threonine-protein kinase pim-1-like. The transcript has 6 exons. The record is from RefSeq and is a predicted model, not a curated record. Gene Ontology annotation, biological process: negative regulation of apoptotic process; protein autophosphorylation. Gene Ontology annotation, molecular function: protein serine/threonine kinase activity; ATP binding. NCBI's taxonomy places the organism in Eukaryota, Metazoa, Chordata, Actinopteri, Salmoniformes, Salmonidae. The coding region runs from base 320 to 1285 and encodes 321 amino acids. Gene Ontology annotation, cellular component: cytoplasm.
UCCUCAAAUUCAAAGAGCCGGUGUCCUAGCAAAACGUGAGGUGCUGUUUUUCUUUUACAAUUUGGCUUACUGUUUACAAGUAAUUGACUAUAUCAAUAGUCAUAUUGUAUCAUUGGGCUACUCGAUAUUUCAACUCACUGGAUACGAAGGCGUUUACGUUUAAGGACCAAAUAACGAGUUUUCGCAAGAUCCGGAUGAGACGAGGAUUGGUGCCGCAUUUUUUUCCUACAGCAACGUGGGUCACGCGCCAGAUAUAGUUGAACUGGAUCCCAGAUCGGAAUAUUUGUAGAAUAAAUCGUCAAUUUCGUGGAUUACAGGAAUGCUGCUGUCUAAAUUAAACUCAUUCGCUCACAUCUCCACCGUUGAUAUGCCGGCGAAAAUCCAGCUUCAAGUUCACCAAGGGAAAGAGAGGGAGCCUUUCGAGAAGCUUUACCAGGUUGGCUCUGUGCUGGGAAGUGGCGGUUUUGGAACUGUGUAUUCUGGCACAAGAAUUUCAGAUGGAGCACUGGUUGCUGUCAAACAUGUGGCUAAGGAUCGGGUCUCGGAGUGGGGAGAGCUGCCAAAUGGCUCUCGUGUCCCCAUGGAGAUUCUACUCAUGAAGAAAGUUGGGAAUGGAGCUCGGGGCGUGAUAAAGAUGCUGGACUGGUACGAGCGUCUUGACAGCUUUAUUAUUGUCAUGGAAAGGCCGGAGAAGGUCAAGGACCUUUUUGAUUUCAUCACUGAGAAAGGUGCUUUACCAGAGGAGCUGGCAAAGAACUUUUUCUGUCAGGUUCUUGAAGCCGUACGACACUGCCACAACUGUGGGGUUGUACACAGGGACAUCAAAGAUGAAAACAUCCUCAUUGAUCUUCAGACGGGCGAAAUGAAGCUUAUUGACUUCGGAUCCGGGGCAUUGCUCAAAGACACUGUUUACACCGACUUCGAUGGCACUAGAGUGUACAGUCCACCUGAAUGGAUCAAAUACCAUCGGUACCAUGGGCGGUCAGCAACUGUUUGGUCUUUGGGUGUCCUGCUGUAUGACAUGGUGUGUGGAGAUAUCCCCUUCGAGCAGGACGAGGAGAUUGUACAAGGCCAGGUGCUCUUCAGACGAAGAAUCUCCACAGAGUGCCAGCAGUUGAUAAAGUUGUGCCUGUCCCUGAGGCCUGCUGAGAGGCCAUCGUUUGAGGACAUCAUCAAUCACCCAUGGAUGCAGAGCAGUGUGUCCUCAGCAGAGCAGAGCACAGAGAUCAGACUGCACAGCAUCAGUCACGAGCCUACUGCGUUCACCACCGUGGUGGCCCAAUGACUGUAUCACUGCACUGACCGAGACUAGUAGAGCAGAGAUCAGACUGCACAGCAUCAGUCACGAGCCUACUGCGUUCACCACCGUGGUGGCCCAAUGACUGUAUCACUGCACUGACCGGGACUAGUAGAACAGAGCACAGAGAUCAGACUGCACAGCAUCAGUCACGAGCCUACUGCGUUCACCACCGUGGUGGCCCAAUGACUGUAUCACUGCACUGACCGAGACUAGUAGAGCAGAGCACAGAGAUCAGACUGCACAGCAUCAGUCACGAGCCUACUGCGUUCACCACCGUGGUGGCCCAAUGACUGUAUCACUGCACUGACUGAGACUAGUAGAACAGAGGACUGACGUGGCUGUACACCAAAGACAAUAUGGACUAUACAGAAGGAAGUUACAUUUUAAUUUAAAUAUCUCUUUCUCUUGUGGCCAGACCCCACCUGUUCACUCUCCUUUUGGACUUUGGAUGAAAACGUAACAUCUUUAAUGGCUACUUAAUUGGACACUGUAAUAUCAAAAGCCAUUCUCACCCCUACGAAGGACUUGCUCUGUAAUAUUGGCUGUGGUGUGAGAGUAUGUACACCAGAAAGGACGAAGUCCAUCCCUAUUCAUGUGAUUUGUUCUGCUGAAGGCAUGAACAAGUGGACCGUCUUUGUUACAUAACUAGCUAGCUACCAACCAGCCAUUGUACUCUGCCCCGCCUCACUGAUGAGUGGGUGUCACAGGAAGCAAAGAGGAGCAAAUCGAAGUGCCUUUGGUGUGUCAGAUUGUUGGGGACCCUGGAAAUACUUGAAUUUCAUGAAGCCAACAUGUCACUUUUCUUCUUUUUUUACUUUACAAGGUUUUAUUUCCUGCUUUUGUCUUAUAGGACUAGAUCAGUAAAUCCUUUGCCAUUUUCCAAUACCGACAGCAGCCAGAGAACCUCCUAUAGUACACACAAACCUGUGCAAACAAAAACCGGAAGACUUACCUCACUCUCCUGCAUCCACCUCCGAGCUUUUAACGCCUGUCUACACACAACUACCACUCACCCAGACGUGAAUGCACACAGUAAUGCAAAGCGCCACACUAAAAUACUAAAUGCUUUUUUGUUCGAGUAAACAUGUCUAUCUUUCACCUUACAGGCUAGGAAUAAGGCUAUUGUGAAUAAUAUUUGUGUGAUUUCUCACUCGAGCUGUGUGGAUUUAUUUAUUUAUUUAUAGAGAAUUUCGGCUGUAUAUUUCAUUCCACAGUUGUUGAAGGGCCCACAGAUUAUUUAAAUGUAUUUUGACCAUAUUUAUGGCUUGAAAUCUUCUGAGCAGAUGUUUAUGUAUGUGUGUGUAAAUAACCUUCAAAGCACUUCCAUUUUAAUGUAUGUUGAAAGUCUACUGAUGGUAACUGUUAGUUGUGUCUGCUGUUGAUUUGGAUGAAUUGACAAUGUUCUGAGUAAGCAAGUAUGUGUCAUACAUCAACAUUGUUUUCACCUCUUGUUGCAUGAUUGCAGCUUAGUUUGUUUUGUUUUCAUCCAAAUUAGAAUUGUAAAUUAUAUGAACUAUUUUUAUACGAUUUCAAUAAAUAUUUUUUGAACCUUGA